CUCAUGAAAACUUACGGAAGAUCUUUAUGGCGCGUCUAUGAUGACGACGAUAAUGGCCCUGCCGCCAAGAAACGACGCGUCGAGGCGGGCAACGAGUCCGACGACGCGGAGAACAGUCUUCAAUAUGCUAUUCGCGAGUCAUCUGCUGCCAUUUUAUCGAGUCCGUCGCGUCGCAAUUCAGUAGUUCUCUCGGAGGGGACGCAGGACGAUGACUUGUCCACGCCUCCAAAACCAACAUUUUCGUUUCUGAAGCGCAAGCAAUCGUCGACGAAAGAUGCGAGCAAUGGCACCCCGCUCACGGAAGUCAACUCCAACAGUGUGCGGUCGUCGGUCGAUCCCCCCAAGAAGAAGGCGGCGCAGUCGCAACCACCCGUUUUGAAACAGAUGCAGAUUGAUCUGGGCCACGAAGUCAGAAAAACCUGUGCUACUUGUGGGAUGGAAUACGUGCCCUCCAAUGCGGAGGACGCGGCGCUUCACAAAAAGUUUCACGACAUGAACUCGACGGGGGUGGAUUUGGGGAAGGCUUUUAUGAGGGCGAACGCAUGCCGCUGGGUUUACGAAGCCACUCGGUUCGACGAAGGUUACGUUGUUAUUGUGGACCGCAAGGCUUCUCCGACCGUCAAGAACCAGGCCAAGAAAGUGCUGGAAGUGAUCAGCAAGGAGUUGUCUGCGCCUGAAAUCUCAGACGAUGUCUUAUGGAGCCAAACGGAGCCGCCAGAACGUCUGCGGAAGAACGGUGCAGAGGAGAAAGUAGAUCGCUAUAAGGUGUUUCUGCACAUGAAGGACAGCCGGUGUGUGGGAGCAUGUCUCACUGAGCGUAUCUGGGAAUCACGGCCUGCGGAGUGCUCGACACCGGCUCAGAAUGGAGCAGAUCAGCCGACCGACUCUGCGAUUACCGUCCGGGACGAGGUGCAUCCAGCUAUCGUGGGUAUCUCGCGCAUUUGGACAUCGGGCUCAUCUCGAAGGAGAGGAAUCGCCAUGGACCUUCUUGAUUGCGUUGUGACCAACUUUAUCUAUGGGAUGGAGAUUCCCAAGGAGCAGGUUGCUUUUAGUCAGCCGACAGAAAGUGGGAAACGUCUAGCACAGGCCUUCUUCGGGCCAGGAGUGCAGUGGCAUGUCUACAACGAAAGCUAGAACUGAUCACCCAGCAUGCCGGCACACGAGCGCAAGUGGAUAUUGGUUUGCGUUUUUGAGUCUCUUCUUUCGAAUGGGCCAGAUGAUACCCUUCUUCCUCGGGAUGGAUGAGCCCGAGUCAGGAAUCUUGUGAUGACCCUUCGUGUCUGUUUGUAUAACCUCAGGUGUUUGGGAAGGCGGCCUCUUCCUGUUCUCGAUUGUUCAACAUGCGCUACGUGUUUUUCCUU
Molecule: messenger RNA, 1361 nt
Organism: Aspergillus novofumigatus IBT 16806
Lineage: Eukaryota; Fungi; Ascomycota; Eurotiomycetes; Eurotiales; Aspergillaceae
Product: ESCO family N-acetyltransferase
Exons: 2
Coding region: 4-1134 (376 amino acids)
Biological process (GO): mitotic sister chromatid cohesion
Cellular component (GO): chromatin; nucleus
Molecular function (GO): protein-lysine-acetyltransferase activity
Source: RefSeq, a predicted model, not a curated record